Sesamum indicum (sesame) is the source of this 1206-nucleotide messenger RNA. The record is from RefSeq and is a predicted model, not a curated record. Lineage: Eukaryota; Viridiplantae; Streptophyta; Magnoliopsida; Lamiales; Pedaliaceae.
AUGGCAUGUGACAUGGUUUAUGGCAUAUGGGAGAGCUCCAUUCAAAAGCUACCCAAAUACUUGGGAGCUCUCCAAAAAUAUAAUCCAGGAACGAUUGUUGAAUGGCAACAUAAAGCCCGCGACACAUCAACCGGUGCAUAUGUGAUAGGGUACUCCCUCUUGCUUUUGCAAUUGUCGAUGAAGAAUCACAUUUAUCUUGGAAGUGGUUUCUUAAACAAUUCAGCAGACACAUUAUACGAGGGCGACGGGGUAUCUGCCUUAUUUCUGACCGCCAUGCUGGUAUCACAAGAGCGAGGGCGACGGGGUAUCUGCCUUAUUUCUGACCGCCAUGCUGGUAUCACAAGAGCUGUACGUGAAUGUCUGAAUUUCGUGCCACCUAACGGCGUGCACCGAUAUUGCUUGCGACGUGUGUGUUCCAAUUUCAACAGUAAACACAAAAAUGUUGUGUUGAAGGAUCUUUGUUGGAGAGCUGGCUCUGAAUAUCAAAUUAGAAAAUUCAAUCGCAUUAUGGAGGAGAUAAAGAGCCAGUCACUAGAGGCGUUUCAGUGGUUAGAGAGGAUCGACAAGGAAAAAUGGACAGCAUCACAUGACGGUGGAUGGCGAUGCGGAAUUCUGACGACAAAUAUGUCGGAAUGCAUAAAUGGAGUAUUGAAAGGGGCUCGCCGCCUACCGUUGACAGCAAUUGCUGAAAUGACGUUUCAGCGAAGUGUCCAUUAUUUCCGUGAGAGGUUAGCAAGAAGUACUGUAAUGUUGGCCAACAACCAACUGUGGACGGAUUUUGCAUAUAAGAUGUUCACAUGUUGGCAUCAAAAUUCUGUUGAACAUACCAUCACCAAAUACCAUCAGUUCCAGCAGUCCGCCUCGGUUGUUACAAGACGUCCCGGUGGACAUGGAGUUAACACCCAUGUUGUCAAAAUUGCGAAUCGAGAAUGUUAUUGCGGCAAAUGGACUCAAUUUGGUAUUCCUUGCAGUCACGCUCAAAAGGUAUGCGCUGCAUACAUGAUUAAUGCUGCAUCAAUGGUGAAGGAUUAUUACGAUAUAAUGACUUAUAAGAAUACAUAUUCUAAGUCAUUUGAACCUGUGCAUUCCGAAGAUUAUUGGGAUGUACCGGGAUUUGAGUUGGUCCACGAUCCUACUAUUCGCAUCUCUUCGCGCCCUGGUCGAAAUCAAACAACACGUAUUCACAACGAUAUGGAGUGGGCGUAA